Messenger RNA from Cladocopium goreaui, 531 nucleotides. Lineage: Eukaryota; Dinophyceae; Suessiales; Symbiodiniaceae. The record is from the annotation of a GenBank genome assembly.
AUGAAGAACGUUCCGUGGUCCAUUUUGGCAGCAUGCCGUUUGAGCUGGCCGCCGAAGUUUCCGAAUUUCUACCGGCAAGUUUACCAGACCAAGACCUUUCAGCCUACCGCGCAGUGGCAAAGAAGUAUGCUCAGCUUGUGCCAAAUGAGAGGCUACGCGAAGAAAGGGGACGGGCCUGCUUCGCGCAGCGCAAGAAACCUGAAAAGAAACAACGCAAAACUCCGCCUCCUGGGAUGUCGGUGCAUUACUCUGGUUUCAUCGGCCCAUACUUCUACAAGAGCACGGGCAGUAUCUUUGAUGGUUGGUGGGAAUCUUGCGGCUUUACUUUUUCCUCUGUGCAAGAUCUUUUUCAUGACUGCUGGACCCCAUCGUUUACGUGAUGGAAGGGCGGCUGUGGAGGCCGAGGCCAGCGGAGGCCAUCAAGCGGCCACUGUGCCUUUGAAUGAAGAAAUCUUGGAGAAGGCCAGCAGUGCUGUACCGGUGUGUGCCGCUGAGUGCGAUACCGAGAAGGUCACUAAAGAGCGCCACUAA